CAAUUUUCUCACUGUAAUAAAUCCUAGGAGAUCAACAAAACUGAGAAAAAAAACUAUCUUCCAUUUUUGUCGCACAAAAUGUCCACAACAUCAGCCCGGCGCGUGAGAGAACGCGGCAGCGGAGGGGAGAAAAUCGCCGCCGCCGCUGCGGCGGCAAAAACCACGCCGCUCUCCGGCAAGUCCGCCCCCACGGGGAAGGAGAAUCCGAGGCCCACUUCUCGGUUACGAGCCGCCACUCAAAAGCCCAGCAUCCCUCCCAUGGCUCGGAUCGACAAAUCCGCCGGUGUCAGGAAGUCCACUUCAUCGGUGCCCAGAGGUAGGAGCUCUAGCCCCUCUGAUUUUACUAGGGUUUUUUCAGAGUUGAGGAAGGAAUCUAGGGUUUCGAUGGGCCCAUCGCAGAUAAAAGUUAGUACUUCUCGUUCGAACGAAAAAACCGAUGCAAGGAGCUCUAGGGUUUCAAAAGAUAUUGUAAAAACUAGGGUAGCCUUGGAUAAAUUGGAUCGAAACUCGGAAUCAAACGAGAAAAUUGGGGCUAAAUUUAUGCAAAAUGGUGGUGUUAGGAAAAAAAUUGGGAGUCUGAGUUCAAUCUCUGUAAAAAAUACGGUGUUAGAGAACAAGGUUUCGAGUAAUUCAAAGGAAUCCAAUCGUGUUGACGGCAACAGAGUUAAAGCCUCAGAGGAACGAAAGUCGAAGAUGGUGAGAAAUGCGAGUACUUCUCUCAGAGAGAAUGGUGUUAACAAGUACCCCAGUAAGCUACACGAAAAGCUUGCGUUUUUAGAAGGGAAAGUGAAGAGGAUAGCCUCCGAUAUAAAGAGGACUAAAGAGAUAUUGGAUAUCAGCAACCCGGAUUCUUCCACGAUAAUAUUGUGCGAUAUUCAGGAAAACAUUUCGGGUAUCGAGAAGGCAAUGGGUACCGAUGUGGGGUCCGCCAAAUGUGAAAAUGAGGAGAAGAGCCUAGAAGAGAACACGAUGGACGCAAAGUGUUCGAUUAAAGGUCUGAAUGACGAGGAACUAGAAGCGAGGUUGUUUCCUCAUCAUAAGUUGAUUAGAGAUCGGUCGCUAUCGAAAACAGCAUAUGAAGAAUCAAAAAAUGCAAUGAAUUUAGAAAUCGUGGCUUUUUCGAGUAAUAAGGAAACAAAUGUUGGUGAAGAGGUAACUUCUGUAGCGGGCUCUUCUCUGAAUGCGCCGAAUGCCAAAUGUGAUCUUGAAUCUUUGCUAUUUGCCGACGAAAACUUGAACGAGUUUGAUGAUUAUCAAGAAAAAGUGCCAGCUGUGAUGCUUGAGACUGAUGAAGAAGACAACUGUACGUAUCAGUUGAAUGUUAUCGGAUCGAAGUCAUCAACUGGAGGGUGGUUUGUGUCGGAAGGCGAAUCGGUUCUUCUUGCGCAUGGUGAUGGUUCUUGUUCUUUCUAUGAUAUUACUAACUCUGAGGAGAAGGCUGAAUACAAGCCGCCAGGUGUCGUCUCACCGAACAUAUGGAGAGAUUGUUGGAUAAUACGCGCCCCUAGUGCAGAUGGGUGCUCGGGAAAAUACGUAGUGGCAGCAUCAGCCGGAAAUAAUUCCGUCGAAUCAGGUUUCUGUUCGUGGGAUUUCUACACGAAAGAUGUUAAAGCUUUCAAUUUCGAGGAUGCAACGAAUGCCCGUGUAAGAAGAACAGCUUUCGCAUCCUUAUCCAACAACACCAUGCAUCAUGGAAAAAAUCCUCUGAGGUGGUACACACCCUGUGGGCCGCUUAUUACAUCGACCGCCAGCUGUCAGAGAAGUGUCCAUAUUUACGAUAUUCGAGAUGGCGAGCGUGUAAUGAAAUGGGAGCUGCAAAAGCCCGUUUCGGCAAUGGAUUGUUCGAGCCCUUUGCAAUGGAGGAACAGAGGAAAAGUGGUGGUGGCUGAGGUGGAUGGUGUUUCUGUGUGGGAUGUGAAUUCUCUCACUUCGAAGGCGUUGUUGUCUGUUUCUUCGUCUGGUCAGAAAAUAUCGGCUCUUCAUGUGAACAACACUGAUGCCGAACUAGGUGGAGGUGUUCGACAGAGAGUUAGUUCAUCGGAAGCCGAAGGAAACGACGGUGUUUUCUGCACACCGGAUUCAAUCAACGUGCUUGAUUUCAGACAACCAUCCGGUAUCGGUCUCAAAAUACCCAAACACAAUAUAAACGCACAAUCGGUUUUCUCUCGCGGCGACUCUAUAUACAUCGGAUGCAAUAAUUAUUCAAGUUCCUCUCUAAAAAAUCAGUCUUCGUCACAAAUACAUCACUUCUCAUUGAGGAAACAGAGCCUUUUAGCCACAUAUUCUUUGCCAGAAUCGGACGCUCGUAAUAAAUCCACAUCAGUGACACAAGUGUGGGGAAAUUCGGAUCUUGUGAUGGGAGUAUGUGGCAUCGGUUUAUUCGUUUUCGAUUCUUUGAAGAAUGAGGCGAUAGAAGCUAUUGGAUUGGAUGAUGUGUGUUCUCCUUCGUUUGAUUAUUUGGAUUCGAGGGUUCUAAUCGUAUCUAGAGACGGGCCCGCUUGCUGGAGGUACUUAUUAUAGUAUGUGUGUGUAUAUAUAUAUAUACACACACAUUUAGGUAUGCAGUAACUUAUUGCUUAGUGUUUUACAGCUCUGCUAAAUUUGUUUUCUUGGUUUAGUGUCUGAAAUGCUGUUUUUAGGACCUUUGGAAAAAUGUUUUGUGUUCUUGUCUUAAGUUCAAAUUUGGCUCAUGUAAGUUUCUUGUUCUUAUGGAUAUCGAAAAAAAAAUGUUUUUCGAAUUUCGGUUGAUCUUUUCUAGAACAAAAUAGGCAUUCUCGACGGAUUGUGUGGCAUUAAAUUUUCUUGGAUUAAUCGUUUUCGUUGGGA
Molecule: messenger RNA, 2826 nt
Organism: Erythranthe guttata (spotted monkey flower)
Lineage: Eukaryota; Viridiplantae; Streptophyta; Magnoliopsida; Lamiales; Phrymaceae
Product: KIN14B-interacting protein At4g14310
Molecular function (GO): protein binding
Source: RefSeq, a predicted model, not a curated record